ACCGAAGGCAGGUUUAAUUUAUCCUUAUAACCAAACACUAUAAAAGUGAAAAUCCCAAAACCUAGUGUAUAUAUACGUAAUGGAGCGCCGCUUCUUGUCCUGCUUACACCAGCGAGAGGUGAUUACCGAUUCACCAUGUCGAAGCGAGGAAGGGGUGGAUCGGCGGGGAACAAGUUCAGGAUGUCCUUGGGUCUGCCGGUGGCGGCGACUGUGAAUUGCGCCGACAACACCGGAGCGAAGAAUCUCUACAUAAUAUCCGUGAAGGGAAUAAAGGGCCGCUUAAACCGUCUCCCUUCAGCCUGUGUUGGCGACAUGGUGAUGGCUACUGUCAAGAAGGGCAAGCCUGAUCUUCGUAAGAAGGUUAUGCCCGCCGUCAUUGUCCGUCAACGCAAGCCGUGGCGCCGAAAGGAUGGUGUCUUCAUGUACUUUGAAGAUAAUGCGGGUGUCAUUGUUAAUCCUAAAGGAGAAAUGAAAGGUUCUGCUAUUACUGGUCCCAUUGGAAAGGAGUGCGCUGAUCUUUGGCCUAGAAUUGCAAGUGCUGCCAAUGCUAUUGUGUAAGGAUCAAUUGUGAGUGCUUUAUGCACUUAGUUUUAUAGGCAAUGGUUGAUGGUAGUUUUGUUAGGGACAGUGGAAUGUCCACCGUCUUAUAUACGCUGCUGAUGGAUUUUAUGUUUGGAGACGAUUAGAUUGUCAGAUAGUAUAUCUUCAUAUCUUUGAAGACAACUAAUAUUUUCGUUGUCGUCAAUCUCUCUUUAUAAUUAUGGUUCAUGCUUCUGAUUUUUGUAUUCCGAGUAAGUCCUUGUGGUAUUUGAAUACAAGGGAUGAUGUAUCUAU
Messenger RNA from Tripterygium wilfordii, 834 nucleotides. RefSeq names its product 60S ribosomal protein L23. NCBI's taxonomy places the organism in Eukaryota, Viridiplantae, Streptophyta, Magnoliopsida, Celastrales, Celastraceae. The record is from RefSeq and is a predicted model, not a curated record. Gene Ontology annotation, cellular component: cytosolic large ribosomal subunit; ribosome. Gene Ontology annotation, molecular function: large ribosomal subunit rRNA binding; structural constituent of ribosome. Gene Ontology annotation, biological process: translation. The transcript is spliced from 4 exons. Bases 136 to 558 code for a protein of 140 amino acids.